UCAUCGACGGGCCGUGCCGGAUUUCCAUCAUCGUGGACCUCACCAAACGACCAAAAAGACGGAACUAAGACAAAACAAGCCUUGGCUUUUUACGUACAGCGGAGCUAUCCCAUAAUCGCCCUAAUCGAUUGCGUUAUUUGACGCCAAUUCUGACUCACUCAUUGUUGUCACCACCUCAAUCUCCACGACGGGUAAAAAUACCCGGCAAAAAUGUAUCCUCCAACCGUGAACUCGUCUUGCUAUGGCACCAUCAGCAACAACACCAAUGGCCUUUACAAUACCACCAUCCUCAACAACUCUGAAAUCGAACCGCUGCUACACCCAAGCGACCAGAUGCCAACAGGCACCAGGACCCCCGACCUGCCAGGCUUCCCCAAAGUCUCACUAGGAACGGCCCCCCCAUCAUCGCGAUGGCGCCGCCACCUCACCACCGACAUCGAUCGCAGCUACGCCGACGUGAUUCUCAUAAUCUGCUACCUAAUCACGGGCCUGCUGGACUCCUCCUCCAUCUCCAUCUGGGGCUCCUUCGUCUCCAUGCAAACCGGCAACACAGUCUAUGCCGGUCUCGGCCUGGCUGCUCCUAACGAAUCCGCACGCUUGAUCAAAUCCGUCACCUCCCUUGCUGCCUUUUGCCUUGGCUCGUUCUUGUUUAGUCGGUUCCACCGCCUCUGGGCCCCAAAACGCCGGUGGGUGCUCUGCGUGUCGUUCACGGCACAGUCUGCAUUUACCAUGGCGGCGGCGGCGGUUGUUACCAUGACGGGCAAGCCGCACUAUAGCGAGGACGUCGAGUGGCAUGUUUUGCUCCCGAUUGCGCUGUUGGCGUUUCAGAGCGGCGGGCAGGCCGUGACGAGUAGAGUGUUGAGAUACAACGCGCUGACGAGCGUGGUAUUGACGAGUAUUUACUGCGAUUUGUUCUCGGACGCGGACCUGUUCAAGUUGCAUAAUCGCGAGAGGAACCAAAGAGUGGGCGCGCCCGUGUUUCUGUUCUUGGGGGCGCUUUUUGGAGGUUUUUUUGCGCAUACGGCGUUUGGCGUCGCGGGUGCUUUGUGGAUGGCGUCGGGAUUGAAGUUGGUGGUUGUCGUGCUUUGGUUGGUUUGGCCUGCUAAGCCGAAGCCGGUGGUGGUUGAAUAUCCUGAGGGACUGGAGACAGCUUGAACUGAGUCGGUGUGGACGAGGAGCGUGUUAUGGUCGACGGCGAUUGUUGUUUGAAAAACGCCCACGCGCAAGUUGAGCCCGUUGAGCAAGCAAGUUUCUCGUCUUGCACUUUUGUUUGCAUUAGAGUGAUGUCGGCUCCCACUAGACCGAUAGACUUGGUGGACCUAUAGACUUGGUGGUUC
Molecule: messenger RNA, 1337 nt
Organism: Neurospora hispaniola
Lineage: Eukaryota; Fungi; Ascomycota; Sordariomycetes; Sordariales; Sordariaceae
Exons: 1
Coding region: 211-1155 (314 amino acids)
Source: RefSeq, a predicted model, not a curated record